AUGGAUAUCCAAUGUCAAAGCGAAAGGAAUACAAAGACGAACGCGACAGCAAUGCAAAGAGGAACUUCGGUGAAAGGGUCGUGCGUGCACACUCCAGGAGGCGUUGGGAGGAACAUAUGCGAAACGGUUGGCGCUUUAGUUUCAAUAUGGAUGUCUUCUUCCGCGGGAAGGAACAAGAACAGGUUGAGUGUCCACAUGCACUCUCAAAUAGGGGAGGAUGACGUUGGGAGAAAAAUGGUCGAACAGUUACAGCGGGAGUUACGCGUGGACGUGAAAGACGUGAAGAUGGAUUCUAGUUCGAGAACGUCCACGGUGGUGGCUCUGUUAGACGACCAGGAUGGAGAGAGGGAGCUGUUCGCGUGCGUGGCAGACGUGGCGGAUGUGGAGAUACCUAUCGGGAGAGUUCGGUCGUCGUCUCGAAUCGGCGAGGGCCAAAGUCGCUUCGUGGUGUGCGAUGCGAAUCUGUCCGAGGAAUCCCUAAGGAACGUCGUGAGUGGUAAGGAUGAACAAAACGAGCAUGUAUUUUUCGAACCUACGAGCGUGACUAAGUCGGUAAAGAUUGCAUCUAUAGUGAACGUGGUGGACGCGACAUCGCCGAACGCGAAAGAGCUUCGCGAGAUGGCAAACGCUUUAAGAAGAUCGUUGGCGCCCGGCUCGCCACCGUCGCCUUGUCCGUUUAAUCCACAUUUAAAGUUCGCUUCAGCGCAGGAGGCUUUAAACGUGUUAGCUGGAGAUUUGCAAAUUUUGCACUCGCACGGCGUGAAGGUUGUCUUUUUGACGCUCGGCGAACUAGGCUCGAUUGUAUCGUCUAGCUGUGGCGAGAGCGGUAAGACGAGAUACGCGCACGUGAAAGCGGAGAGAGUGAACGGCACAAGCACUUACUCCGUGGUUGGCGCCGGAGACGCUUUUGUAGCCGGUGUGGUAUUCAAACUCGCCUCCUCGUCAAAGGUCAAAUUCAAUUUCAAAGAAAACGUCGACGCCGCUGCGUUUGGCUCGAAAGUCGCCGCGUUAACGUUAGGAAGUUGGAAAAAAUAG
Messenger RNA from Bathycoccus prasinos, 1035 nucleotides. RefSeq lists its product with no specific name. Bases 1 to 1035 code for a protein of 344 amino acids. Lineage: Eukaryota; Viridiplantae; Chlorophyta; Mamiellophyceae; Mamiellales; Bathycoccaceae. The record is from RefSeq and is a predicted model, not a curated record. Gene Ontology annotation, molecular function: kinase activity. The transcript has 2 exons.